AUGCUUCCUUCAUCCAAUCAAACCUCUUUAACGAACAAUACAUCAUCAUCAUCAGCAUCCUCUGGUUCCGAAUCAGCUGCCAUCAGUUAUUCAUCCUAUGAAACCUCACCGACCAAUUUUAAUCCACUCAUUGCUCGUAAUAUUGUCAAUUUUUUGAAAAUUGUGAGUAAAUUAAAACACACAUUGCGGACGGGAUGGGUCGAUUGCAAAGUUCAACAUCCGGAAUCUAUUGCUUCACACAUGUAUCGGAUGGGAAUUAUUUCCAUGCUCACUAGAAAUCAACCCAAUAUUGAUACUGAUAAAUGCAUCAAGAUGAGUCUUGUACAUGAUUUGUCGGAGGCCAUUGCAGGUGAUAUUACUCCUCAUGCAGGAGUUUCAAAGGAGGAGAAAUAUCGAUUGGAGAGAGAAGCUAUUGAGAGGAUGAGAAGUACUUUGUUGGAAGGUGUCAAUGGUACAGAUAAAGAGAGUGAGGAAUAUAUUCAAACUGUGAAUGAAAUGUUGAACUUGUGGCAAGAAUAUGAAGAUGGUACCACACCGGAGGCAAUUAUUAUGAAAGAUAUUGAUCGAUUUGAUAUGGUGCUGCAAGCCUUGGAAUAUGAGACUGAGCAGAAUUUACAUCUUAAAACAUUUUAUGAAAGUACCAAGGGUAGCUUUCAAACAGACAUGUUCAAAACCCUUAUGAAAGAGGUGUAUGCCCAAAAAGAUAAACUCGAAGAUCAACGAAGAAACAAGUAG
Messenger RNA from Naegleria lovaniensis, 735 nucleotides. RefSeq lists its product as uncharacterized. The record is from RefSeq and is a predicted model, not a curated record. The transcript has a single exon. Gene Ontology annotation, molecular function: 5'-deoxynucleotidase activity. Lineage: Eukaryota; Heterolobosea; Eutetramitea; Acrasida; Naegleriidae. Bases 1 to 735 code for a protein of 244 amino acids. Gene Ontology annotation, cellular component: cytoplasm.